This is a messenger RNA of Vigna radiata var. radiata (mung bean), 1203 nucleotides long. Its product is annotated as homogentisate phytyltransferase 1, chloroplastic-like. The coding region runs from base 154 to 1203 and encodes 349 amino acids. The record is from RefSeq and is a predicted model, not a curated record. Gene Ontology annotation, cellular component: membrane. The transcript has 13 exons. Gene Ontology annotation, molecular function: prenyltransferase activity. Lineage: Eukaryota; Viridiplantae; Streptophyta; Magnoliopsida; Fabales; Fabaceae.
UGAGAUGUGAUGCGACAGCGUACUAUGAUAACAGUAAUCUUGAGAUGGAAACGAAUUACAACCAUAUAAUGAAUACGAACUCAAAAUUUCAUAUAUAUCUUGACAGAUGAAACUGAACGAGCCAACUUCACUGAAUAGUUUGCGUGGAUAACAAUGGCUUCUAUUCUCUCUCUGCCUUUUUCUUCUGCUUCCACUGUUGGAAGCUGGUGGAGGAGUCAAACCUGUGCCGCAAGUUACUGUUCAAGUUCUUACCAGACAAAAGCAUCAUGGUACAAAACUGAGAAAAUUCAGAAUGCAUGUUCUACAGUGAGGCAGCAGCAGCAGCAUGAUUUGAAGCAUCAUUAUAGAGGUAUUGAGACAUUAAGCAUAAUUUCUGUGUCUCUUCUAGCAGUGGAAAAAUUAUCAGAUAUUUCUCCCGCAUUUUUUGUUGGUUUGUUGGAGGCCGUCACAGCUGCACUGUUUAUGAACGUUUAUAUAGUUGGAUUGAAUCAAUUAUCCGACAUUGAGAUAGACAAGAUAAACAAGCCUUAUCUUCCGUUGGCAUCUGGGGAAUAUUCUUUUGAAACUGGUGUUAUUAUCGUAGCGUCAUUUUCAAUUAUGAGUUUUUUGCUUGCAUGGCUAGUAGGUUCAUGGCCAUUGUUUUGGGCUCUUCUAAUCAGUUUUGUGCUAGGGACUACAUAUUCAAUCGAUUUGCCCCUGUUGAGAUGGAAGAGAUUCGCAGUGGUUGCAGCCAUGUGUAUCCUAGUUGUUCGGGCAAUAAUAGUUCAGUUUGCGUUUUUCCUUCACAUGCAGACCUAUGUGUACAAGAGGCCAGCUAUGUUUCCAAGAUCAUUGAUUUUUGCUACAGCAUUCAUGGGAUUCUUCUCUGUAGUUAUAGCAUUGUUCAAGGAUAUCCCUGACAUUGAAGGAGAUAAAAUGUUUGGCAUUCGAUCUUUCUCAGUGCGUUUGGGUCAAAAGCGGGUAUUCUGGAUUUGUGUUUCACUUCUUGAAAUGGCUUAUGGAGUUUCCCUUUUGCUGGGAGCAGCAUCUUCCUGCCUAUGGAGCAAAAUCAUUACGGGUUUGGGGCAUGUUCUUCUAGCUUCAGUUCUUUGGUAUCGUGCUAAGUCUGUAGAUCUGAAAAGCAAAGCUGCCAUAACAUCUUUCUAUAUGUUUAUAUGGAAGCUAUUUUAUGCAGAGUACUUUAUCAUACCUUUAGUUAGAUGA